Molecule: messenger RNA, 387 nt
Organism: Penicillium alfredii
Lineage: Eukaryota; Fungi; Ascomycota; Eurotiomycetes; Eurotiales; Aspergillaceae
Exons: 1
Coding region: 1-387 (128 amino acids)
Source: RefSeq, a predicted model, not a curated record
AUGAAGGCCACCACCAUCGCUCUCUGCUCCCUGCUCGUGGUGAGCGCCUCCGCCGCACCGCUCGAUGCCCACCAUGAGCAUAAAGUGACCGUUGCGCUCUCGAACGACCACUCGGGCGCCUACACCGGCGUAACCAUCCCCGCCGAUCACACCGACCGGAGCAUCACCUCGCUCUUUGGCGAAACCGCCGUCGGAUCGGAAGGCACCGUCUAUGCGUCGUCUGCGCAGCUGACUGCGUUCCCGCAGACCAUUUCGUGUGUCCUGGCCAGAUAUGGGACUCCGAUUGCCACCCUGACUGCGCAGCACACCUUCGCCGAUUUGGAUGGUAACCCCGGUGCCAGCACCCCGGUUAACUUGCACGAUGCGGUGAUCAACUGCCAUGUUUGA